Molecule: messenger RNA, 1186 nt
Organism: Mytilus trossulus (common blue mussel)
Lineage: Eukaryota; Metazoa; Mollusca; Bivalvia; Mytilida; Mytilidae
Exons: 3
Coding region: 37-1002 (321 amino acids)
Molecular function (GO): nucleic acid binding
Source: RefSeq, a predicted model, not a curated record
AUUGAGGAAAGUAAAGGACGGCGGAUACCAACUGCAAUGAAACUAAGCGAUGUAUGUCAAAUGUACAGUGACAAAGCAAAACCACUCGACCAGAAAGACAUGUUAAAGGUGAAAUUGAAAAAGGAAGAUGGAGAGUUAUGGGCUAGAAGACCAUUGACUGCUGAGAUGAUCGAAUAUGCUAGUAAUGACGUCACUGCCUUAAUACCAACAGUUUACCUCAAUCAGAAAAGAAUCCUAAAAGAGAAAGCAUUAUUGACUGAGUAUGAAAAGAGAGUUCAAGAUGAGAUAAAUUACCACAUAGACGAAGCUGCUUCAGAGAGAAAGAGAAUAAGGGUUGAUGGAAUAGUUCAAUCUGUUUUGAAUGGCAUUGAAAAUAAAUACGGAAACGAUACAAGGUUUCAAGACCUUACGGAUGAAGAUGAAAUAAAAGCGAUACAGAAUUGCAGAUACGAUCAAGAAGUCAUGUCCCAAUUUAUCAAUAAACUGAAGAUAGAAUCGAUCAAAGCACGACUGCAAGAACUAAGUGACCAAUUGUCUUCAGAAGGCAAUAAUUUUCUUCCCAAAGGGCAAUCAUAUGGAUAUUUAAGGGCUUAUCAGUAUCUUCCAGAUAAAGAUAUACACGAAGAAGCAAAACGUCUUCAGAAAGCACUAGAAACAAUAUUUCUAGCUGACAUGGUUAACAAAUACAGUCCGAGUACAAAUAUUAUCGUUAUUACACAAUAUGAGAAAGAUGCAUUGCGGAAUAUUCGACCAAGAAACAAAAAUGACAACAGGAUCGAUCCCGUACACUUAUCACUGUAUUGGCAAAUGCAUGAAAAAGACUUAGAUCUUGAAAUUGAACGAUUAGAAAUUUCUGGGAGAAGAUAUAACAUACCGCAAGGAAAAUAUAAAUGGCUGAAGUAUAACUGUUGUGACAAUGUACCAGACGAAAUCAAAAGGAAAGCAAAAAGGCACAUCGUUAACCUAGACAAAACCUUUGGAAAGGGGAAAUAUUCAGCUUGAUAUUAUAUCCAUUUCUCAGUUAAGGCUCAACGAGUGACAAUAUGUCAAACCAAAACACUAUUAAGUAGUACAUAUAGUAUAUAAUAUUUAUAUAAUGCUUACAACCUAUGACGCAGGGACAUUGACAAGAAACAACGGAAUUAUACUUUUAGGUAUUAAAUACGUAAAUGAACUAAAUUCUGAA